ACUGGAAGUUUAGUAGAAGACUCUUCAGUUCUUUGUAUAUUAUCAGGGAAACAGAACAGAUCGAUUAUUUAAUCCGAAAACAAAAUUAUCAAAACCGAAUAAAAUAUCAACUUAUCGCCGAAUCAGUCGAUUUCUGAAAACUUUAAUUGGACCUCUAGUUUCUGAUCUACCGAUUUUUGCUUUUUUGUGAACAUGCUUGGACGGUUGAUUUCUGUUCUGAUUUGCUUGCAUUAUGGUUAUUUCGUUCAACUGACUGAAGGUUUGAUGGAUUCACUCGAUGAUUCAGGAUCACAUUUCUCACCGUUUCACCCUGAAUUAUUUUACGACACUAAUGUUCUUCCGCAAAAUGUGGAGAUGACUGUCUUCGUUUUUAAGGAUGAAGUAAAACGAUUGUACAUACUCAUCGACCGUGAUUUCAGCCCUCUACAUUUGUCAAUAUCCCCCUGUUCAGCUGCCAUAACUUGGAACUUAUAUUUACGGCAACCAUUUAUUCCUAUUAGGACAGGAAAAAAUGAGCAUAAAAACAACAGACAUAAUGAAAGAAUUGAAAACAGUUUUGUUUACCAGUUUCCAAAAAUUAGUGGCGGAGGACAAAAGUCUGAUACAGUGAAGUUUCUCACGAGAUACGCUGGAGUGUACGUAUUAACCCUUAAAUCCCAUGUGCGAGACACUUCGGUACGCGUGUACGUUUCCUCUAGUCAGAAAUAUUUCAGUGUGAGACUUCCCAAAAGACCUUCAGUAACAGUCACUCAUGUUUCAACAAAUAGUGUCACGUUGCAUUGGACUCAUAGUACUUACGAAAGCACAAAACACGGAAAGAUUGAGUACUGCAUAGCGGUAAACCCUCGACAAAAUUAUAAGACUCUUUGCUCUGUUCAAGCAGCAAUGCACGGAGAUAUUCCGCCUCGACCACCUCGAUGGACUGGGUUUGGCUUUCGAUGGGAAAGAAACGCGAGAAAAAGUCUUUGGAGAAGAAUUAAGGAGAUUAGAGAAAGAAUGGAUAUCAAAUCAGAUAUACAAUACACGUGUGUUGGAAGCAAAACAUCUCAUAUAGUUCAAGGGCUCAAAGAAGGAAAAAUUUACUUUUUCGAUGUAUUUGCUGUGGAUCAACAAAGUAAUGCUAGUGCCGCCUACCAAGGAACUAACGCCACCACGAGAGGCUCUAGCAGCAAUGCAAAUCAAAUAGUAGAAAACACCUUAGUUUCUAUCAAGAUGAGCCCAAUAACUGGAUACACGGCAGUAGUUGUUUACACGAUGAAGAAUCAUUCUAGUGCGUUGUACUAUUUUCUUCGUUCGUGUUCGGGACCAGGACCAGUUGUUGUUAACGUCACCUCCACCAGAGGGCUAGACAUUUUAUCUACCAGUUUGAUGGGCACGAAAACAUUUUUUAUACCUAAGGUCCAAGCAGGUAUUUAUGUUUUCAAACUAACCCCUGUAUUUUUAGGAUCACGGCAGGCUGAGAUAUACUUAGCAAACAAUUACAGUAUGUUUCCUUAUCCAUUGUUACCUAAUGACACAGCAGUAGAGAACUUGAGAACGUUAACCACCAGCACUUCAGUCACACUGAAAUGGUCCAAAGUUUUCCUUCAGCCCUUCAUCAGUGAGGAGAAAUUUCAAAUUGAGUACUAUAUCUAUCAAACUACCAUCACCAAAGAUAACAAAGAAAACAUUAAUAUCGUCCCGAACUAUUGUGUUGAAGACACCUGGGGAUCAAAAAGAUGGAGAAGGCGAGUGUUAAUACUUCAACAUCGUAAUAACGAAAGUAAUUUUUUCAUACAGAAAAUUGGUGGUCUUCAGCCUGAUAGUGAAUACCUUUUUCAAAUAGAAGUGAAAAAAACCCCAGGAAGAUCACUCAGCUACGAGCCAGUCUUUGUUGAAACCAAUCCUGAAAAAAUGCGUACUUAAAGUGUAGUAUCAAGAAAAAAAUGUUAUAAACCUAAGAACCGAUUUUUUCAAAGCGAUUACCUAUAAUUGUAUAAAUCAUGACUAAAUAUGUUAAUAUAUACUGUUAUAGCAAAUUUAUAUCAGUAUAUAACAGGUUCGUGUUAAAGAAAAAAAAAGUUAUUUAACGAGUUUAGAUUACAUGUUGAAUUCAAGAAACAGGAUUUCUUUAUGUUUAGAUUACCGACCUAAGAAAGUCGUUUUUGUGCAAACCUAACCCUUUAAGGCAUUAUUUUCGAUGUUAAACAGUGUGAUACCGUUUCUUUUAUCUGAUUAACUAACUGAAUUAGGAUAAUAAGAUAAAAAUAAGAAUUAUCUAAUAUUUUUUCAUAAUGAUUAAUAUUUGAUUCAAUGUCUGAUAUGGAAAACAAGCAGAUUUGUUUACAUAUAGAUUAUUCAAAUGUAUAAUGACAAUUACUGAACAAUGCAAUAUGACCUUUUCUAGAAGACACUCAAAUAAAAUAUAUUUUAUAUGCAAGAAGUUGAAUAAAAUAUUUUACGGUG
This is a messenger RNA of Limulus polyphemus (Atlantic horseshoe crab), 2445 nucleotides long. RefSeq names its product protein NDNF-like. NCBI's taxonomy places the organism in Eukaryota, Metazoa, Arthropoda, Merostomata, Xiphosura, Limulidae. The record is from RefSeq and is a predicted model, not a curated record. The transcript has 4 exons. Gene Ontology annotation, molecular function: protein binding. Bases 193 to 1905 code for a protein of 570 amino acids.